This is a messenger RNA of Rhagoletis zephyria (snowberry fruit fly), 1566 nucleotides long. RefSeq names its product cytosolic 5'-nucleotidase IIIB (gene cN-IIIB). Gene Ontology annotation, molecular function: magnesium ion binding; 5'-nucleotidase activity. Gene Ontology annotation, cellular component: cytoplasm. Lineage: Eukaryota; Metazoa; Arthropoda; Insecta; Diptera; Tephritidae. The record is from RefSeq and is a predicted model, not a curated record.
UAUCGAUACUAUCGUUAGUGCCAUCGAUAGUUUGACAACUCUACCUGCUAUAGAAACAGCUGUAGUUGGUGGAUAUUUUCUAUAUGGUUUAGUUAAAAAUUAAAUAAUGAAAAUAUAAAGGCUUAAGAAAAUAAACAAUAAUUUUAUUAGCAUUGAGUUUCUGACACAAAAUUACAUAACUUGCUUUUAUAAAGUUGCAGUGCGCUUGCUUACGAGCAGAUACAUAUUCAUGUUCUGAAAUUUGAUAUUGAUUUGAUUUCGAUUCUAAAACUAGACAAAAUUUGCCAUAGUUGUAUCAGAGCCUCAUGCAUUUGUAACAUCUUAAUAAAAGAAAAAAAAACCAAGAAAAUUGGGAGGCAAAAUUUUGCGAAGUGUUCAACUCUCAAAAUUUCAAAGCUGUUUCCCCGGAUUCGCGUCGCCUUCACAAGGCUUUUUGAUAAAAUGUCUGAUGUACAAGUAUUUCCGGAUAACAAUAGCGUUGCUUUGCCACAUAUAAAACCCCUACGUUUAGAAGAUAUACCCAUCCUCAACAACGAAAAUUGUAAAAUCAAAGAUAGGCAACGAGUUGAAAAAACUCUAAACGAAUUCGUGGCGGGUGGCCAUGAAAGGUUACAAGUAGUUUCGGAUUUUGAUUAUACCAUUACAAAGCAGCGGACUGCCAAUGGAACAUCCGUACCGAGUAGCUUUAAUAUUUUUGAGGAGUGUAAAUCGCUUCCUGUGAACUUCGUGAAAGAAGCUCGUGAGUUACAUGAUACAUACCGGCCGAUAGAGGUGAAUCCGCACAUACCACUGGAAGAAAAAGCGCAAGCUAUGAUUGAAUGGUGGACCAAGUCGGGUAAAAAUUUGAUGGGUUUCGCUUUUGAUUUGAAUGAAAUUGAUGAAAUUACAAAGAAAUAUGCCCAUUCGGUUCGUAAUAAUACACAAGAACUAUUUUGGUAUUUAAAUGAACUCAAUAUCCCAGUACUUGUAUUCUCUGCUGGAUUGGGAAAUUGUGUUAUUGCUAUGCUUCGACAAGCAGGAAUCCUUUAUCCCAACGUGAAGGUUAUCUCGAAUUUUCUCCAAUUUAAAGAUGGAAUGCUAAACGGAUUCCAGGAGCCAAUAAUCCAUACUUUUAAUAAAAAUGAAACAAUGCUGGAAGGGAGUGACUACUACGAUUUGGUUCACAAUCGAGAUCACAUCUUACUCAUGGGUGAUACAUUGGCUGAUUCUGGUAUGGCAGAUGGUGUUCCUGCAUCGUCCCAUGUAAUAAAAAUUGGCUUCCUCUUUCACCAUGUUCAGGAAAAUAUGGAGCAAUAUAUGAACACUUUUGAUAUUGUUUUAGUUGACGAUCAAACAAUGGACGUGCCACUAACGCUGUUAAAACUCAUCAAAGGAGAUCCUCUGUCGUGCGAUUAGGCUUGAAUUCGUUAUCGUAUACAAUUAUCUAAUAUGUUUUAAAACAACAUAACUGACUUGACGAAUGAAAUUACAUAGACGUAAUAUGUAUAGUUAUCGGCAUUAUCGUGGAUUCCAUGUGACCAAAUAUGCCCGGAAACUAUAAAGCAAAACAAAAACCAUUUUUACCAA